This is a messenger RNA of Salvia hispanica, 1302 nucleotides long. The record is from RefSeq and is a predicted model, not a curated record. Lineage: Eukaryota; Viridiplantae; Streptophyta; Magnoliopsida; Lamiales; Lamiaceae.
AUGAGUUAUACAUGUUCUGUGAUUUGCAAUGAUGAAAGUGUAAUGUUUAUGUUCAACAAUGCUCAAAAUUCAAGUGGGUGUAUUGAAUUAUUUGUUGAGUAUUCACCUGUUAGAAGUUCAGAAAUCCCACCAGUUGUUGAUUUUGGUAGUAGAUCAUCUGCGAGGGUUGAACUUUUGAGCUCUGAUUGUGGUAUUGGAUCAUCUGCGAGGGGUGAACAUAUGAACUUUGAUCAUAGUAUGAAUGAGCAGAGAGAUGUUGUAGAUGCUGUUGAUGUUGGUGGUGGAUUGAAUGAUGAGGUAGAUGUAGCAGAUGUUCUUAAUGAGCCAACAACACUAUCUGAUACUGAGCCAGAACCCGAUCUCUGUGAUGGUGAUGGUUCUUCUGAUGAUGGUGAUGGUUCUUCUGAUGAUGAGCUAAUACCAUGUAAACCUGUUGUACAAGGUGAACAACCACUUUCGGAAUACAACACUAGAGGGUUGAAAUUCUUUCGCGAAUUACCAAGUCGUCCUUCUGGAGUAUCUGAUGAUGGUGUUGAUAAUGAACACAUCAAUUUGUAUUGGGAUGAGAAUGAGCCGCAUCGGAUUGUGUUGGGAACAAAAUUUGAUUCGAAGCUUCAUGUGAAGACUGCUAUAACUAUGUGGAGUUUAUGGCAGGAAAAACAGUUUAAGGUCGUCGAGAGCAAAUUAAGAAGGUGGCAUGUCGUAUGCAAAUUUCCAGCAGGAACGACAGCAACAGGUAUAGGCAUCAUCAGCACCACCGACGCUGAAAAAGCGAGGGAAUGUAAGUGGGAGGUUUCAGUUACUCAAAGGGCCCAUGACGAUAUGUGGGAAGUCUUCUCAAUAAUAGCUGAUGUUCAAGAUAGAUUUGGUGUGUCAAUCAGUUACAAGAAGGCAUGGUAUGCAAAGAGAAAGGCUAUAGAGUUUGUAUAUGGUGGAUGGGAGGAAUCAUUUAGGCAGUUGCCAAGCUACAUGUUUGAACUCCAGUCACAGAAUCCGGUUACAAUUGUUGAGUGGAAGCACAACGAGCUGUUGAGUCAGAGACGUACAAAUGUGUUCAACUAUGUUUUCUGGGCAUUUGGGCCUGCAAUACAUGCUUUCCAGAAGGCUGCACCGGUGUUAACAAUAGACGGGACUCACCUCCGAGGAAGAUUUAAAGGUAAGUUGCUUGUUGCUUGUGGUUUUGAUGCUAACAAGACAUGCUUGCCUAUUGCAUAUGUUGUGGUGGAGUUGGUCGUGGUUUUUGGAUCAUGUAAGAACUCAUGUGGUGAAAUACGGGAGGAAGGUGUGCAUUAUAUCAGAUAG